Suillus subaureus is the source of this 1503-nucleotide messenger RNA. RefSeq lists its product as uncharacterized. Gene Ontology annotation, molecular function: DNA-binding transcription factor activity. NCBI's taxonomy places the organism in Eukaryota, Fungi, Basidiomycota, Agaricomycetes, Boletales, Suillaceae. The record is from RefSeq and is a predicted model, not a curated record. Gene Ontology annotation, biological process: regulation of DNA-templated transcription. The transcript has 5 exons. The coding region runs from base 1 to 1503 and encodes 500 amino acids.
AUGUUGCAUUAUCCUGUACCCAUCACCCAUGCCUCGCGCGACGGCACCCUCCACGCUCACACAACGCGUUCUGAUCGCUCCACAUCGCCAUCCACUGGCAGCACCACAAGUUCAUCAUGUGCCAGUGGUUCCAGUCCUCCUUGGCUAAUGUCGCCGAGUCAAAAUACGGAAGAUCUUUUUCGGACAAUCUUGAAUAUCAGAAAAAGCUGGAAAACGCUCAAGGGCAACACCGAGCCUGUAUGGCCACCUUAUCUCGAAGUCACGAUGCUGAAAGGUCUUCAUGAAUACAAGCCAGUUGACUCACGGGAAACGCAAAUUUUAGGACGAUUCCCUAUGCGCAAUCGCUUCAUCUCGGAGUACAUUUACCACAAAACGGGAAAAUAUAGAUCAUCAAAGCAAAUUGGCAGUCGACUACAACAAAUCAGGGACACAUCCGAGGGGCGGGAAUUGAUCGAUUCUCUCGCCCGAGAAGUCGGCUCGUCACGGAGGUUUUCUCCUCAUAAUUAUGUUUUUGAGGGUGAAUCCAUGCUUGCGCUUGACUAUUUAUCUAUCGACUCUUCAGGAAGCGAUGCCUCAUCUGCCUCCUCGUCCGCCGGUUCCACAUCCUCUACAGAGUACACUGCCAUGCCGUCCUCUAAACAACGCAACCCUCCUGACACCCGUACUCCAGUCUACAUUGACAUUUUGCGAGAGGCUAGCUCAUUCUCGAGCUCCUCACGUUCGCGCGUCCCAUCGUCUUCUUCAUACAAGCCCCCUCAGGGUGUAGCUGCAUCCCAACCCUCCUCGAACACACCACGUCGCAUGCGGGACAUCGAUCCCACCGUAACCUUCGUCUCGCCCUCUGCUGUCAUUGGCAAGUCGUCCUAUAUAAUAUUAUUGGAUGGCGCACCCAUACACAGCGAGGACACGAAGCUCGAAUGUGUUGGUCCAUAUUUCACCGGUUCUUCCGGUAAUGGUCCGUUGCUCUACAGCACACCUCUAGUUCCCAAGUACUGGGAAACCUUGUGCAAAUCGCCAGACCCCACUGUAUACACCAUUAUUCAGGAUGUGUACCGUGCUCCGGACCUACCGACUCCUACAAGGUACUCAGAUCGCCCACGCCCUGUUCUCAUAUUCUCUGCUAUAUACCACUUCCGAUACUCGGCAUCUGCAUGCGCGGCCCCACCUUCCAUCUCACCACAUUUUGCAUACCAAGCCAAUCCAGCAUCUCUCACAAACAACACUCGUGCUUAUCCCGACUCGCUCAACCCCAUCCGCACGCUCCCAUCUCAAAACUACGCUAUGUCUCCGAGCCUCUCGGACUCAGGGAUGUUUCAAUCGCACGAAUACAGCACGCAAAACCAGCUGGUUGAGCCAUUCAUGUUGGACGUUAGCAUGGAUAACUUUUCCCUCGAUGACUUCAUGAUCAACAUUCAUGACUCGCCUGAGGCGACAUCAAACAACCUGAUGGCACAGUCGUCAUCAUCAAGCUUCCCGAAGGAUAUCCGCAAUUAUAUCAUGUAA